Messenger RNA from Blastocystis hominis, 1311 nucleotides. RefSeq lists its product as hypothetical. The transcript is spliced from 10 exons. The coding region runs from base 1 to 1311 and encodes 436 amino acids. Gene Ontology annotation, molecular function: RNA binding. The record is from RefSeq and is a predicted model, not a curated record. Lineage: Eukaryota; Bigyra; Opalinata; Blastocystidae.
AUGAGUAAUUCCUUUUCUGCUGAAGAUGUCCGUGAUUUGCUAUCCAAGAUCUCCAAGUUAGAGGAGAAUUAUCGCUUAAAGCAAAUGGAAUUAGAAACAGAAAUCGAAAAGCACAAGAAAACACGUCAGGAUAUGGAAAAGUUGAGAGGAGAGGUUGCAAUUCUUGUGGAAGAGAAAAUUCGGCUAUGUGAGAAGGUUGGCGCUUUGACUGAGAGCUGCUCUUUAAAAGAUCGCUCUUAUGAAGUUCUGAAAAAAGAUUUGGACAAGAGACUGACAGAAUUGAGGGUAUUGGAGCAUCGCUUUUCGGAAGAAAGCGAAGCAUACAAAAAGAAAAGAGAAUCUUUCCGCCAAGAGAUCGACCAAAUCAACGAGAAGAUGAGCUGUUUUUUCCAUGGCUCGUCUCCACAAGACCUCUCCGUACCUUUGACCAAUGAGCAAAUACGGAAUCACGAGCUGUAUCGCAUGGUCGUGAAAGAGAAGGAAGAACAGGACGAAUCAAUGAAAUCGCUCAAAAAAGAAUUCUCUGAGUUAUCGGAAUAUUUGAAUAAGCUGGAAAGCGGAUAUUCUCAGAGUCUUGAGUACAUCAACCAUUUGGAGGGGAUUAUUUCUCAUCAAAGCGAGAGAAGAAGUGAUGAGUUCAUUUGUUUGUUCUAUGAAAUAUGCAAAUCGAAAAUACAAUUUUUUGUUUAUCCUUUGUUCGAAUAUAAUGCCAUAGUAGAAGAUAUACCAUAUAAAACCACAGGAAAGGAUCUCGUUCUUUUCUUUCUCCCAUGCGUCAAACCCGUCUCAAUAAACCUUUCAAUGCGUGAAGAUAAGAAUCUUAACAAUGGAUAUGGCUUUAUCGAAUUUAAGUCAAUCGAAGAAUGCACAAAAGCGAUCCAAUAUUGCAAGCGAGAAGCAUUUUGCGGAGAGAGGUUGACGGCUAAAAUGGCAAAAGAUGCGAUGAAAAGAGACGAAGAAGCAGAGAGUGGAGCAACGACGGAUGACUCAAAGCCGAUUUAUUUAAAGGAAUUCACUGAUGAGGAGCUACAUUCGAAAUUACAGAAAUUGGGAGAAGUAGCAAAGCGAAAUCCUAUUCAGGCGCAGCGUUUGUUGCAGCAGAACCCAAGUUUCUUGAACGGAGUGAUUGGGAAUUUGUUUCAACAAACGCAUCAUGUAUACUACUAUUACAUGACUACAAUUUCGUUUCUGAAUGGGCUUUCCCCUACUGUCAAGUCCAUGUCGUGUCACUUACUUCUGUCAUCCAUGCAGGGAGCGUCAUCUGGGUUCCACGUCCAAUACCUGAGUUCCCUUGCGAAUGUUCUCUUCUAA